GAGUCAAUUCAACUAUAACAUAUUUGCGCGUUACCUAUAGAGGUAAAACAAAUUCCACCAUAAUCAUCGGCUCCUAAAAUAAGAAAUUUUGACUGUUGAUUUUAAAAGCUUCACUUCGUUGCUUCCUCCUCUCUUCGGUUCUUCCUUACACUGUUCACCGUCAAAAAUGUCGUCGGCUGGUCUUGCUGUCGUUCCAGUUCUAAAUGAACCUUUGACUACUCCCAGUCAUAUAAGUCCUGGAUCGGGUCAUUGCGAAAGUGAAUCGAUUUGUGUGUAUUUGGCUUUUUCUGGAUCGAUGAUUCCGAUGCGGAUUCUGGAAUCGGAUUCUAUUGAAUGCUUGAAACUUCGGAUUCAAACCUGUAAAGGUUUUGUUGUAAAGAAUCAAAAGUUGGUUUGUGGAGGCCGGGAAUUGGCAAGGAGCAAUUCCCUUGUUCGUGACUAUGGAGUCAACGAUGGGAAUGUUCUACACUUGGUUCUUAAGCUUUCCGAUCUUCAGGUCAUUAAUGUUAAGACUUCGUCUGGGAAAGAAUUUACAUUUCAUGUUCGACGAGGACGAGGAUGUGAUGUUGGUUAUGUGAAACGGCAGAUUGCUAAGAGAGAGAAAUGGUUUACUGAUCUUGAUGAGCAGGAAGUUGUUUUUGAUGGGGAGAGAUUAGAGGAUCAAAGGCUUAUUGAUGAUAUAUGUAAGCAUAAUGAUGCUGUAUUGCAUUUGUUGGUCCGGAAAUCUGCCAAAGUUAGGGCUAAGCCUGUUGCCAAGAAUUUCGAGUUGUCUAUCAUGGCACCAAAAUCGAAAGGUAAGCGAGAUAAUGAUGUUGGUGAGACAAACGGUGGAGUACAAUAUGAAGCUGAUAGAAAGUUUGUACCAAGAAAACCUCCCGAGAGGGAUUUUAUAUUGGAGCCUGUUAUUGUUAAUCCCAAAGUUCAAUUGUCUUCAGUGAUUGUCAAAAUGAUUAAGUCCACAUUUGAUGGAUUAUGUAGCAAGAAAAAUCCAAUCAGGUCUAUGGAAGGUACUGGGGGAGCUUAUUUCAUGCAGGAUUCAUCGGGUCAAAAGUUUGUUUCUGUUUUUAAGCCUAUUGAUGAGGAGCCUUUAGCUAUUAACAACCCUAGAAAACUACCAAUGUCAUCAGAUGGUGAAGGGUUGAAAAAAGGUACAAGAGUUGGAGAAGGAGCGUUUAGGGAAGUUGCAGCUUAUAUUUUGGAUCAUCCACGAUGCACAAUAUAUGGUGAUCAGAAGGGUUUUGCCGGGGUCCCUCCUACUACUUUGGUCAAGUGUUUGCAUAAUGGGUUUAACAAUCCUGAUGGUUCACCAAAAGCCAAGAUCGGGUCAUUGCAGAUGUUUGUGGAGAACCGUGGAAGUUGUGAGGAUAUGGGUCCUGGGUCUUUCCCGGUCGAGCAAGUACAUAAAAUCUCGGUGUUGGAUAUAAGAUUGGCUAAUGCAGAUAGACAUGCUGGAAACAUUUUAUUGAGCAAAGAUAAAGAUGGGCAAACAUUGCUAAUUCCAAUUGAUCAUGGCUAUUGCUUGCCUGAAAGUUUUGAAGAUUGCACUUUUGACUGGCUGUAUUGGCCUCAAGCUCGUCAAUUGUACUCGUCUGAGACACUCAACUACAUAAAAUCCCUCGAUGCUGAAAAAGAUAUUGCACUUUUGAAAUACCUUGGGUGGGACAUACCGCCUAAAUGUGCACGUACCCUCCGCAUCUCCACCAUGCUUCUCAAAAAGGGUGCUGCGAGAGCGCUCACUCCUUAUGCCAUUGGAAGUAUAAUGUGCAGAGAGAACUUGAACGAGGAAUCGGUGAUUGAGGAAAUUGUACAAGAGGCGGAGGAAAGUGUGCUUCCCAACACAAGUGAAGCUGCAUUUCUCAAAAAACUAUCCCAAAUCAUGGAUUGUCGUCUUGAUGAGAUUGCUGGGUCACACAUACUAUAAGUACAGAGUAUCUAAUAGUGAAUGGUGGUUCAUAGUUGUUUGUUAUGUUGUACAGGCCUCCACAUUCUUCUGCAUCCAUAUAUGGGACCUCAAAUGGCCUAGCAAGGUGGUUAUGAAAGCACAUAAUGGUUUGUUCUUCUCUACUUUCAUGUAAUUCUCUAUUUCUUAUGGCACAUUUACAAAAAAGGCUUCUUAAUUUUAGGCCAUGAUUCUUGUUUUGAAUUGAUUUUUAAAAGAAUUUUUUUAUUGUUUAUUUUACCAAAA
Messenger RNA from Gossypium arboreum, 2185 nucleotides. RefSeq names its product phosphatidylinositol 4-kinase gamma 4-like. The record is from RefSeq and is a predicted model, not a curated record. Gene Ontology annotation, molecular function: protein binding. The coding region runs from base 167 to 1921 and encodes 584 amino acids. The transcript has 3 exons. NCBI's taxonomy places the organism in Eukaryota, Viridiplantae, Streptophyta, Magnoliopsida, Malvales, Malvaceae.